Molecule: messenger RNA, 5143 nt
Organism: Gigantopelta aegis
Lineage: Eukaryota; Metazoa; Mollusca; Gastropoda; Neomphalida; Peltospiridae
Product: probable flavin-containing monoamine oxidase A
Exons: 11
Coding region: 52-1620 (522 amino acids)
Molecular function (GO): oxidoreductase activity
Source: RefSeq, a predicted model, not a curated record
GCAAGAAAUAUAAAACUUACGAAAUUGGAAAAGCGGCAUAUAUCAAACAGAAUGACCAGUAAUGAAUGUGACGUAAUAGUUAUAGGGGCUGGACUUUCUGGACUCACCGCCGCCUAUCAUCUGAAGAAGAAGGAUCCUAAUUUACAUUUGCUAGUAUUAGAGGCGAAAGAUCGAGUUGGAGGUAGGACAGUGACAGUUCCACUCAAGUCAGCUGAUGGAACAGACUACUGGGAUCUGGGGGGUCAGUGGGUUGGUAGGUCGCAGCCUCACAUCAUGUGGCUACUGGAGGAAUUACAGCUGAACACGUACCUGCAGUAUACCGAGGGGAAAAAGUUCAUGCAGCUUGGAGAUGAGAAGAUCCGUACUUACAUUUCCAACAUUCCGACGUUUUCUCUGUGUGGUCUUCUGGACCUCUUUAAUUUUGCCAACAAGAUAAACAAAAUGGCUUCCUUGGUGUCUGUGGAGGAUCCAUGGAGCUGUCCACAUGCAGCAGAGUGGGAUGCCAUGACAUUAGAAACUUAUAAGAAGAAAACAAUCUGGACAAAAGCUGUGUCAGAUCUCAUUGAUGCUGCUGGCAGAACCAUACUGGGAAUGGAGAGUUCACAGAUAUCACUCCUGUUUUACUUGACCUAUGUCAGUGGUGCUGGCGGAUUAAAAAACCUCACAGAAGCUGGCGACUACACUGGGCAAGAGAUGAAAAUAAAGGGUGGUUUGCAGCAAGUUUCCAGAAAACUAGUUGUCAACAUUGGUGGUGAGAACAUCAGGCUAGGUGAACCCGUGUUGUCAGUUGCUCAGACCGGUGAUAAUGUAUCGGUGACAACUGUAUCGGGAGUCAAGUAUCACUGUCAGAAGCUGAUCAUGGCAGUUCCUCCGACUGUUAUUGGUAAAAUAUCAUUCCGCCCCGAUCUGCCAGCAUUCAAACGUGAAGUGAUCAGACAUAUGCAGCCUGGUAGCGUAGUCAAAGUGAUCAUCACAUAUCAGAAGGCUUUUUGGCGACAUGAAGGUUUUUCUGGAGAGAUCCUAACAAACGGUGGCCCAUCACCAACGUCUGGCUGUUCCAGUAGCCCCCUCUGUGUUGUAUAUGAUUCCACCUCAGCCAAUGAUAACCCAGCUCUUGUGGCCUUCAUUGGAGGAUACCAGGCAGUGGAGUGGAUGCAGAGAACAGCGACAGAGCGGAAACAGUGUGUGCUGGUACAGUUGUCUACCUUCCUGGGAGAUGAGGUCUUUGAACCACUACAGUACAUUGAGAAGGACUGGAGCACUGAACCGUACAGCGAGGGGGGACCUGUGUGUGCAAUGGCGCCAGGGAGUAUGCAGUAUUUCUCCAGAGGGUUACGGGAGCCCAUUGAUAGGAUCCAUUUUGCGGGGACGGAAAGUGCCACUGUUUGGUUUGGUUUUCUUAAUGGAGCUAUCCAGUCUGGACUGCGGGCAGCCACGGAGGUUCUGAUGGACCUCAGGCCACAGACGAUCACAGCAGAUGACCUGAAGCUGUGCAAGAUGUCUGUACCAAACAGAUUUGACUCUCAUUACGAGUAUCCCUGGUGGAAGAUUCUAUCUCUUGUUGCUGCUGCUUCCCUGGUUGUCUCUGUGUCAGUGAAACUCAUAAGGUUGAAGAGAUAGAUGUGGAAGAGAUAAGACUCGGAUAGACGUUGAAGAGAUAGACUCCUUAAUAACUGACAAACAGAAGCUGCUAUGAAUAACUGUGAUCAACAGUAGCCGAUUCAGUAAUGCAUUUAAAGUGAUUGUCCUGAGUUUGCUGUCAUUAUAGCAUAUUUCCGACUAACAAAGCCUUUUUAACAACUAAAAUUAUACAUUAAAUACAUUUUCUUGUUUAAAAUAACGUGUUUCCGAUUGUCCAAGUAUUUGUAUUAUCUAAAAGUUUAUUUUACCUCCUCAGAUAUUGUCGGCGAAAUGACAAAAGGUCGUAACUACGCUUUUGGCGAGAAAUUACUUUUUGGAAUUUCCAGAGUUAGAAUGUUCAUAUUCUGCUUUUGUCAAAAGAUCGUAACUAUUGGCCUAUUAGAAAGUGGUUGACUGUCAAAUGACAAAUAGUCGUAUUAUAACCGGUCCAAAAUGACAAAACGUCGGAUCUACAAAGCGGGAAGCUAGAGUGUGGACGUGACGCUCAGCAUUACAUUAUGUUCACACAUUACAUGGAUUACAUGUAAAUAAAACCAGUUAAUUACACCUGAUUGUAUGUGUAUUUAAUCCAUGUAUAGAUCUUGCCACAUUCCUUGAACCUGUGUUAAAUUCUAGAUCAAAAUGUCGUAACUGACAUUUUCAACAAAUUUCAGGUGUAAAAUGUUGUAAGUACAUUUGUAGACCUGACACAUAGGGUAAAACGUCCUAAUUUCAGAUGUAGCCAUAACUAUGGUACACCCACUAUUAAGUAGUUAUCACUAUUAACUGUUAAUAUGUUCGCAUAACAACGACUAUAACAAAAUAAUGUAUUUUUCGAAAAAUAUUCAGUUUUUUUGCUCUCUUGUAAAAAUUUUAAAAGUUUAGUUACAAGGUUUUGUCAUUUCGCCGACGAUAUACAUGUAUAUAUUUUGUACAUAUGAAUUUAUUGGGAGAUAAAAUCUAGUCUUGAUUUCUAGAAACAUUCAAGCAGUCAGAAACGCCCUAUAUAUACAAACACUAAUAUUCUUAUCAAGAAAGUGCAUUUCACAUAUAAUUUUAGUGAUAAAAAAUCCUCUGUUGGUAAAAAAUGUCUUAUAUUCCCUUUAAUAUGACUCUUGGUAAUAAUAAUAAUAAUCAUAAUUUAAAAAGAAUCAGCUAGUCCUGGUACCAAUAAUAGAGAACCCGUUCAUCAAUUUCUAGUAAAAUAAUGGGCACACCUUAGUAAAAAACCAAACAAAAUUAGCAGUGGAAAGUAAAAUAAUUGGACAUUCCUGGACUGGUUCUUAUAAAUCUUUUAAAGUCUAGACUUAAGACUCAAAUAAGAGUCUUGAGACUUUUAACAACAUGGCAAAACCAUAAAACCUGUGUGCAUAUGACAUUAAAGAUUUGAAUUUAAACUCUAAAGUUUUAUAAGUACGGACCCUGAUACUAGGGAUAUUGAUUGUGUUUGUGAUGAUCAAAAUAACCAAAUAAGAAUAGUUUGGUGGAUGUUAGGCCAAACUAAAUAAAUUUUGCACGUCAACAUUUUAGUUUUUUUUUUAAUUUCCUGCAAUAUGAAGUUGAUUUUUGCUGGGCUUUUCUUGCUGUGACUUAAAACUGCAUUUAGAGCCAAAAUGUCAUGGUGCAUGAACUAGGACGUGCAUUCUGAUUUCAAUUUAAAUAUGCCCCUUAGUUUGGUGUCAAAUAUACCCAUCUUUUCUGUGCAAUCCAUGCAUUUAAAAAAAAAAAAAAUUAAAAAAGCAUCAUCGCUACAUCAAUGUUUGAACUUUGGUCUGACCACAGACCGACUUUUUGUUUUGAGGGAUUGGUGGGGGGGGGGGGGGGGGGCCUUACCCUCAUUACAACAAAUUGGAUGUUUGGUCUGUUGUGAUCAUUACUUGACCAACAAAAAAAGAGAUAUGCAUGUUGUUAGAUGUAUUCUUAUUUUGAUUGUCUGAAACAGAAAUAUUCACACUCUGUAUUCACUGUAAAAAAAAAAAAAAAAAAAAAGGGAUGGGCGAUUGGUUCUGAUAAAAGAAUGGGCCAUUUUUUGUAAAGGAUUUGUGUGGCCUAAUAAAAAGAAUGAGCUAGUCCUAAUAAAUAAUUGGCCAGUCCUUAUGAUAGAAUCUGACAUUUCUUAUGAAGGAAAGUCCUAGUAAAAUAAAGGGUCUGGUCCUAAUAAAAGAAUGACUGAUCUUAAUAAAACAAAAUGGACAGUCCUAAUAAUAUAAUUGGGUUCUCCUUUUAGAAGAAUGGACUAGUCCUGGGGGGGAAAAAGUGUACUGCUAGAAGAAAGGGAGUUGUGUUGGUGGAGACAUCUAAACUUUUAUUUCCCACUAUUAAAAGCAACUGAAGAUUUUCUUAAAUACAGGUGCGUAAGCAUAAUAAAUAUAUGUAGUUAUAGGCAUGUAAGAUAAAAACAAGCAUUGUAAAUUCUGCUGAUACUGUUUAAGUGCCAUCUGUCCUGGGUCAGAUCUCUGGCUAAUCAGAGACCAGAGCCGUGACGGACAUGCCUGAAACCCCAGUGGUAUAGGGGCAUGUAAAAACAGUUCACCUUCACGUUUAAAUGCCUUACUUUUAAAAUCACUGCUGAAAUAAAACAGAAAUAUUCAGGGUUUUUUUUUAUUCUAGUAAUUUUAAUAUUAGAUAUUAUGUAAUUUGUUAGUGCUACGGUACAUACAUCUUUAUUCCACUGUGGGGUAAUUUUUAAUACAAGAUCUGAACUUGUUUUCUAUAGAUCUUAUCCAGUCCUUCUUGACGGAAUAACCCUGCUCAGACUAAAAGUCCCGGACUGGACACCUGGCUAUCCAGAGGCCGAGCCCGGGAUGGACAUGCCUGAAACCUUAGUGAUAAAGGGGCAUGUUAAAGCGUACUCUCUCUCUCAGACUAAAAGACUAUAAAACUGGUAAAUCUGGACACUUGCACAUUUGUUUUAAAAAAAGGUGGAAAUAAAUGCAAUUCAAGUUUUUUCUUUGUCAUUUGAAGUGUGUUUCAUAUUGGUCUGUAAAAUCUAUACAUGGCCCUGACAUUGUAACUGUCAGUUAUCUGGUUUUAAGGCUGUUAGGUAAUGAGUUUAUAUUCUAGUACUGUCAUCUGCUUAGAGUAGGGAUCUUUUAUAUACAUCUUCCACAUAAACAGGACAACACAUACCAUGGGCUUUGAUAUACCAGUUGUGGGAAUAUGAUAGGACGAGGGAAAUUAAACAAAUAACAGGUUCACCAAACGUGUUCAAUGCUAAUUUUAAAAUAAACUAGUGACCAUAAUACCUACACACACAUACAUGCUUUUUUGAAUUAUGUUUACCAUACAAAUAAUUUCAUUCUGCUUUUUUUUUUAAACUCCCUAUGUUACAUUCCAUUCACAACCUGGGACUAAUUUUCAAAAGUAAGAUAGUCAAACAUAAUUACAAAAAGUUGAUUAAUGAUUUAUUUGUACAUGUAUCUUUGUAUAUGCAUAUAGAAGUUUUACUUAAAAUAUAUAUUUGAUUGUUAAAUUUGUUUUUUUAUAUUUGUUUGUAAGUAGUAAUAAACAAGUUACAAUUUAA